AUAAUAAGUAGCAGAGACUUGCAAGACUGGUCGUUCCUCACCUGCUUAGGCAUUGUGGUAGCACUGCUCAGUUUUGUCAUCGACGUCUUUGUCGAAAUCAGUGUUUAUGCACACAGAUCGUUGUACAAAAUGACGUCAUCAAACAGUUAUCUCCAAUUUUUUUGCUGGGUCACCUACCCCAUCAUACUUGUCUCGUUCUCCACCGGGUUCACCAGACUUGUCGGACCUACUGCUAUUGGCUCUGGCAUACCGGAAGUGAAGACGAUAAUGAAAGGAGUGGUCCUGAAGGAGUACUUGACCUUGAGAACUCUGGUGGCCAAGGUCGUUGGACUCUCCGCCUCUCUAGGCUCUGGCCUUCCUCUUGGUAAAGUGGGGCCCUUCGUCCACAUUUCCAGUGUUUCAGCUGCUGUUCUGUCCAAGUUAUUCCCACUCUUCAGACAUAUCAAGGAGAACGAAUCUCUACAAAUCGACAUUUUGACGGCGGCAUCGGCCGUCGGUGUGUCAUGCACGUUCGGAGCACCAAUUGGAGGUGUCUUGUUUAGCGUCGAGGCGACAGCUACAUAUUUCGCAGUUCGGAAUUAUUGGCGGGGAUUUUAUUCUGCCAUGUGUGGAGCGCUGACAUUCAGGCUACUGUCCGACAGACAAACAAACAAACACUCAGAAACCCUGACUCACCUGUUCAAAACAGACUUGCGACAAACACUGCCCUACGAUGUUUUCGAACUCGUGGCCUUCGUCUUCGUCGGAUGCAUAUGUGGGAUUCUGGGGGCUGGAUUUGUAUGGUUGCACAAAGGAACCGUCAUAUUCAUCAGGAAACACAAAAGACUCAACAAUCUUCUUCAAAAAUCACGUUUUCUCUACCCCUUCCUAAUCACCUUCAUCAUCUUCCUUAACACGUACCCCGCCGGUUUGGGAAAGUUCAUGGCCGGUCAGCUGACUUUGAAGGAGGCAAUCAACCAGAUGUUCGACAACAUGACUUGGAUAACUGCUGAGCCACAAAAUGAAAUGGAGAUGAGAUACUUGAAAACCUGGCAAGGUCCAUGGGAUAAUGUUCUCCUAACUCUCGGCCUCUAUCUUAUUAUGAAGUUUUGGAUGUGUGCCAUCGCCACCACCCUCCCCAUCCCUUGCGGUGUCUUCAUACCUGCCUUUGCGCUUGGGGCAGGAGCGGGCAGAUUCGUGGGAGAAGUGAUAGCCUACUUCUGUCCAGAGGGCAUACGGGGCAAGAUGAUCCUGCCCGGGGCGUACUCCCUCGUAGGGGCUGCCACACUUUCAGGGGCCAUGUCCCAUACGGUCUCACCCGCUGUUGUCGUCUUCGAGUUAACCGGACAUAUGGGCCAUCUUCUCCCAUGCGUGAUAGCGGUGAUGGUGGCAGGGGCGACAGCCAACUUCAUCCAGCCCUCCAUGUACGACGCCAUGAUUGAGAUCAAGAAACUUCCAUACCUUCCGCAUAAAAUCAAUCCAGAGACCUGCAACGCCCACGAUGUGACAGCAGAAGACAUAAUGGUACGUGACAUACAAUGCAUAUCAGAUGAAUGCACCUACGGAGACAUCUGGAAGGCUGUUAGCGAGCUCAAAUUCAGAUCUUAUCCGUUCGUCAGUGGGAAAGGCAAUAAAUUACUCGGCUCCGUUCUGAGGUCUGACUUGAAGUACAUGCUCUUCCGACAUUUCGCCUACACGACCUUCAACUUCAACACGAACGUGGCCAGCCGCACGAACGUUGCCAGUCGACAGCACAGACAAAUUCAGCUAACCAUGGAUGAGAAAUCUCCGACCAAGCUAGGGCAGCACGACCUGGGAAGCGAUGAGAAGAUGGCCCUGGAAGACCAGCUCUUGAAUGAGCGAGCGGAUUUUCAGACGUGCCCUAUCGACCCUGCUCCUUUUCAGAUACCCAGCAAGACCUCUCUUUAUAGAAUACACUGGUUGUUCUCCUUGCUAAGUUUGCAUCAUGCCUUUGUAACGGAGGAUGGAAAAAUACUUGGAGUCGUAUCUCUGGCUGAGGUACGAAGUGCUAUCCAAAAUCAAGUUGAAACAAUGAGUGCAUGAUGAAUGGAUGGAUAGAUGAAUUAGUGGAUAGAUGAAUGUUAACAAUUCUUCGGUAUUGUUUGUACCACAACUUGCCCUAUUUAUGAUGUAGAGUUAGGCACAUAUAUUACAUACAAAUUUCAACUAUGAUAAUUCUAAUUUAUUUCUAUUUUGAUUUUUACGCUAUUCACAAUCGUGAAUGGAUGGAUGGGCUGAAGGUAUGAAUAGAUGAUAGAAUGAAUGAAUGAACGAACGAAUGAACGAACGAACGAAUGAAUGAAUGAAUGAAUGAAUACAAUUUUAAUAAUUUCAUCUAAUGAUCUGAUCCAGUCAAUAACACAAUGAAUAUUUUAAUCUAUUUAUUUUAUUCACUUAUUUAUUUCAUUUAAUUUAAAAUGUAUCUAAUAAAUAAAGAAACAAACAAAUGAAUAAACAAA
Molecule: messenger RNA, 2459 nt
Organism: Helobdella robusta
Lineage: Eukaryota; Metazoa; Annelida; Clitellata; Rhynchobdellida; Glossiphoniidae
Exons: 19
Coding region: 130-2043 (637 amino acids)
Biological process (GO): chloride transport; transmembrane transport
Cellular component (GO): membrane
Molecular function (GO): voltage-gated chloride channel activity
Source: RefSeq, a predicted model, not a curated record